GCUGCUGACGGCCUACACUUUACUUUGACUGGUUUGUUUUGCUGCGAAACUCUUUCCUGCGGCACUCGGGGCGCCUUUUCUUUCCCAGCUUCUUCCGGGACGCGCCUGGACGCCGGUGUGGAGCCCGCUCAACUCUGUGAGCGGAGCUUAGUGGGCCAGCUAAAUUGGCAGCUGCUCCUGCUGCCCUUGUCUGUUUCGAUGCCAAUUUGGGAGCAAAUCGCUGCACCUUGGCUGCGUGGAUGCCGUACGUGUAAAACACGUCUUCUCUUCCUCCCCCAAGAAUCCUGGCAACUGUGGGUUGCAGCCACUGGGAACUGUAGUUCGUCCUAUGAUCUUUCCUUCAUCGAACCCAUGUGUUGUCACCUCAGGAAGCAGAUCCUCCUCUUCAAGUAGCAGCUGAGCUCUGGAGCAGCUGCCAUGGCCUCUGUCCGGGAAGUGUCCAGCAUUGCCGAAGACCUGCUAUGCUCUGUCUGCCUCUCCAUCUUCCAGGACCCCCGCAUGCUGGGCUGCGGGCACAAUUUCUGCCUGUCUUGCUUGGAGAGCUGCGUCAUCCCCAAGGGGCAGCAUCAGGGGACGUGCCCCGAGUGCCGAGAUCCCUUCAACCUUCAAGACGCCUCUCGCAACAGAGUCCUGGCUAACCUGUCCGAGAAGGCCCGGCUCCUCAAGUUGGAGGAGGGGUCCCAGUCUGGUGGGGCUGGGAGCUGGUAUUUUUGCGAGGAACACGAGGAGCCCCUCAAGCUCUUCUGCAGCCAGGACGAGGCCCCUGUCUGUGUGAUCUGCCGUGAUUUGCCUCAGCACCAGGGCCAUAGCUUUUUGCCUAUCAAGAAUGCUGUCAAAGGUUAUCAGGAUAAACUGAAGGCAUCUCUGGAACCCCUGGAGGAUGGUGUGAAGUGGGCCACAAAUAAUCAUUCUCGACAGCAGGAGACCAUAGAAGAACUGGAGAGUCUAACUCAACACCUGUGUGGCUGCAUCUUCAUUGCAUUUGAGGAACUGCGUGAAAUCCUUAAUGAGAGAGAGCAAAGCAUGAUGGAAACAGUCAAACAGAUGAAAGAGGACAACCAGGGAGAAAUGGAAAGGAGACUGGAAUAUUUAAAAGCAUUUAUGUCAUAUCAUACUGAGACCAUCGCCAGGAUCCGAGCUGCACUGGAGGAAACCAAUGAAUUUGCUUUCUUGAAGGAAGUCAAAGAACUGAUGGGAAGAAUCCAGGAUCGCCUUAGAGAACAGAGUGAAGAAGCAGGCAAUGAAGCCAGUGAGGAUGGAGAAGAGGCCAAGGAAGGGGAGAUGAAAGACAACAAAUAUGAAAAUGCUGGUGAAAAUCUGGGUGAAGGCAUCAGUGAUGAAGGGGAAGCUUAUGAAGAAGGGGAAGCUUAUGGAGAAGCAGCUCAGGAGGAAGAGGAGGAUGGAGCCGUUGUGCCUAUGGAUCCAGCCCUUGAAGAGCUGGAAGAGUUGCUGGAUUUUGAUUCCUGGAAGGAAAUGUUGAGAAGCAUCAGUAUUGGGGAGUCCUAUGCGCCAGACUUGCCUUGCGGCUCCCCAACCCCUGAGGAGGAGAUGCUGCAGCCUGGAGGCGGUGCCCUCCCUGCGGCAGCGGAGGCAGAAGUGGUGACAGUUCUGGGGAAAUCGGUUUGCUCUGUGGAUGUCUGCACCUUAGCACCAGGAGAAGGUUCCCUUGCUAAACAGACACCUGUGCCAAGCAGUGACUCGAAUACAGCUCAGGCCAUGGCCGGAGCCCUUUUUCAGUCACCACUCUCCUCCAGCUUCCCAAUGGCUGACUUCCGACAGGCACCCUUUUUUCAUUAUACUCCAUGCGGUGAUUACAAUCCUACCGUAGUGCAAUAUGGGCCUGCCCGAAGAUGGACUUCUCAUCCCAGGUGGAGCCGUGGCAUGUUCCAAAACAGGAGGAUGCAACAAAGGCAGCCUUUUGGCCCCUGGCAGGGACGCGGCAGAGGAUACUAUCCAAACACACAGACUCCCCAACCCAUUUUGCAUCAGAACCACUGGAGACACCCACGGAAAGAGCGACCCAGAGAGUCCCAGGUCUCAGGGCAAGGAGGGGGCUGUUCCAGUAGGCAGAAUCCACAGACCAGUGGGAGUAACGCCUCGAGAGGGGGGUCCACAAAUAAAGAGCCAUCCAAACCCCAUGAGGCUCAUGUUUUGGGACAAGGAAGAGGAGGUUGGUUCCAUAAGCAACAACCCCGCUCCAGUGCAGAUCAGAGUAGAGGGGGAUCCCUAAAGAAAGAUGCUCAUACCUCAGAGCAAGCAAAGUCAGGACAAGGACAAGGGUCUGGAAAGAGACCCCCAACCCCCAACAAAGGGGGCGGAGCCUCAGGAAACAAGGGGUCUCAGAGCAGGCAUCAGCCAUCCCACCGUGGAGGCAGCGGUCGGGGCGCUGGUUCAGCCAAGGGCCCCCGGAACAAAUAGCCAUUUCCAUCAGAAGUGAGUGCAGGUGGAUGCGGAGAGAAGGGAUUUCAUACUAGAAGCAAGUAUUAAGAGCCCUGACCUCAAAUCCCAUUGGAGAACAUGGACUGCGCAACUUCAUUCAUUAUCUCUCCACCUCUGUGCAACGCCUCUGAUGGGCCAGCUGCUGGGGAUCAUGGGCGGUAGAGUGCUGGUGCACUCGUGUCCUGCUUGUGGGCUUUCCUAGAGGCAUCGACCACUGUGGGAAUCAGGAUGCUGGAGUGGACCUUCCUUUUGUUCUGAUCCAGUAGGGACUCCUCUGAUUUUCUAGGUUGCAUAGCUUGGCUGAUUUAGAUGAACCGACAUAAAAACCUUUUGAUUUUACAAUGUGCCCUGAUUAAGUGGGCAGAUUUUUUUUUUUUACAAAUUUGUGUUGCAAGUACGUAACAACUAAAAUAUGCUGGCGAUUUGUGCCCUCCCAGGAGAGACAGACAUUUUCCACUUUCUCUCACACAAAGAAAUGCUUCUUCUAAAACAGAAACCUUUUUCAUCCCAGGGGCCACAUUCCCUUGUGGGCAACCUUCUGAGGGCCGCAUGCCCGUGGUGAGUGAGGCCAGAGGCAACCAUAGACAGAGCAAUAGGUGCAACGCUUACCUCUCUACAGUAGGCUACAUUCCAGCCUUAAAAAAGUCAGAGGUUUCCACACGCACGCCCCAUCUCUCUGUCUUCCAUCAGGCAUGCAAGAAAUAUUGUCACAGUCCAGGGACUUUUUCAGACCGAUCAAAAGUACUUGAGGAAGGUGUGGAGGCAAAACGUAAUGACUGUAUCAGUCUGCAUAAAUCUGGUGCCCCAGCUAGCACAUCUGCGUCGUCCGAAACAGAGGGCCUGGAGGGCACCAGGUUUGCAAAGGCUGGUUUAGUGCAGCAGAUAGAGUUGGAAGAAAGGCUGGCUCAUUUGGAACACCGCACACCUUCUGUCCUCCUGUGUUUGAAGUGGCAAUUGCCAGUCUGGGUACGUAAGACAGAUUGUGGAGUAGCAUUAACAUUUUCCCAAGAACUAUUUCUUUGUAUUGGUGAUUGGAGUAUCACACUUUAACAUGCUGGCUUGCGGUACACCUGUCCAAAAAGUUUAACUAUGCAGAAUUAGUCACCUGUUUAGACUUCUAGUAGCCGACACAAAAAUGCCUUGGUUUUGACAUCUCUGUGCCUAAAGUUAUGCAUUGAUAUAUGGCUACACUCAGUUGGAUUUUUAUGGUUCUUUUGUUGUCUUAUAUACUGGAAUAUAUCUUUUUCCUGAAUAAAUGC
Rhineura floridana is the source of this 3698-nucleotide messenger RNA. RefSeq lists its product as uncharacterized. The coding region runs from base 418 to 2418 and encodes 666 amino acids. The transcript has 6 exons. The record is from RefSeq and is a predicted model, not a curated record. Gene Ontology annotation, molecular function: zinc ion binding. Lineage: Eukaryota; Metazoa; Chordata; Lepidosauria; Squamata; Rhineuridae.